Molecule: messenger RNA, 1570 nt
Organism: Pomacea canaliculata
Lineage: Eukaryota; Metazoa; Mollusca; Gastropoda; Architaenioglossa; Ampullariidae
Product: N-lysine methyltransferase setd6-like
Exons: 11
Coding region: 25-1455 (476 amino acids)
Biological process (GO): peptidyl-lysine monomethylation
Cellular component (GO): nucleus
Molecular function (GO): protein binding; protein-lysine N-methyltransferase activity
Source: RefSeq, a predicted model, not a curated record
AGUCUCGACAUAUUCUUGUGCAACAUGGCGGCCUCCUUGAAGCGCAGUGCACAAGACACAAGCAGAGUUGAUGCUCAAGCAAAGAAAAGUAUUCAAGAUGUCAGCGCUAAAAAGCUUGACAGAUUUCUUAAAUGGUGUACUGAUCACGAUUUGUCAAUGUCUUCAAAGGUGAGCAUCAGGUGGGGAAGCUGUGUGAAAGCACAGUAUGGGAUGGUGGCCUUGCAGAAUAUCACAGAGGGAGAAGUUCUUUUCUCAGUGCCUCGCUCACUUUUGUUGUCCCCACAAACAUCCUCCAUCGCCCACCUUCUCCAGCAAGGACAGCAAGAGUUAGAAAGUCGAAGUGGCUGGGUUGCUCUUCUAGUGGCCCUGCUGUAUGAAUACAACAAUCCAUCGUCAUUGUGGAGACCAUAUCUAGACCUAGUGCCAGACUUCUCACAGCUUGACCUUCCCAUGUUCUGGAGCAGGGAAGAACAUAGCAACCUGCUAAAAGGUACAGGUAUCACAGAAGCAGUAGACCGUGAUCUUCAGUUUAUGGAGAAAGAGUUUAACCACAUAGCUUUGCCAUUUAUGUGCAAACAUCACAAUGUUUUUGGAUCCUCUUGUCAAAGUUUUGACCUGUACAAGAAGAUGGUUGCAUUUGUGAUGGCUUAUAGCUUCACUGAGCCCAUCUCAAAAAAUUCACGUGUAGACCAGAACCAUUCAAGAACUGAAGAAAAAUCUCACCUUGAAGAUGUUGACCCCGAGGACUUGGAAAAUACUCCACCAAUGAUGGUUCCCAUGGCAGACAUCUUGAACCAUGUAGCCAGAAAUAAUGCACGCCUGACUUUCGACACUGAUGCACUUCGUAUGAUCAGUGUGUGCGAUAUCAAAGAGGGAGAGGAAGUAUUCAACACAUAUGGAGAGCUGGCAAACUGGCACCUGCUUCACAUGUAUGGCUUUGCAGAGUGUUUCCCCAACAACCACUAUGACACAGUAGAUAUUCCCAUGACUGUUGUGCAGAAAGUGGCUGAGGAAAAUGGGGAUGCACCACAGUUGACAGCUGCUAAACUUGUUUACUUGCAAGAGCAUGACCUGCUGAGCACAGAGGGAGCAUGUGUUCUGGGCAUGGAGGGCGUACUGACUGAUGAUGAUAUGCUUGCUAUUGUCAAGGUUCUGGCCAUGUCUGAAGAGGAGUUUGCAGAGCAUGCUGAGAAGGAAGGAUGGAGUGAUGCAGACAGCAGUACCAGUGAAGACAGCUCACUUACAUAUGACAAAAUCUCCCAGUUGCCAGACAAAUGGAAGCAGAUAAUGAAGAGAUGUGCCAUCCACUGCCUGUCACAACUUGGAGGAGAUGAUCUAGAUGUGGUUUCCAUGGCAACACAACCCAGUAAUUUGACCUCACGCCAGCGCUAUUCUCUGUAUGUGCGCUACGGUCAGAAGCAGCUUCUCAAUAAACUGAUUGAGGCCUGCAGCUAAUAAUCAAGGAGACAACUGAUGUGGUUGAUAGAUGGGUCUACAUAUAUUUGUGAUUGUCUAUGAUGAUUUCAGACUUUCCGUGUGUUUUGGAAGAAAUAAAAUGAUCUUAGAUGUC